GCGGAGCUCAAGCCGUUCUACAGCACAGCAGAAAGUACGAGAAGAGAUUGCCAGGCGAUACAGUGAGCUUGGCCCGCUUAGCUUUCCCGAGGUGUGUGUCAUGUUCCUGAUGGUCGUGAUGAUCGUGCUAUGGGUCACCAUGGAACCACUGCUUCUUCCUGGAUGGGUGGAUCUUCUGCCGUUUGGAAAUGCCAUCAAGGCUUCCGCACCUGCCAUGCUGGUCACGCUACUGCUGUUCUGCAUACCACGGAAUCCGAGGCACCCGUGGAAGAGCUGGACCCAUCAUAACGUGGCGCGAGGCCAGUGACCGGGCCCAGUGGGGUGUCAUGAUCCUCAUCGGCGGCGGCAUGGCUGCUGGCGAAGCCUGUAUGCAAUCCGGCCUCUCGUCUCUUCUCGUCGAGCGUCUCAAGGGUCUCGAGGUGCUUCCCGAAGUGCUCACUGUACUCUUGCUCUGCUUUGCGGCUUCCAUGCUGACGGAGGUGACGAGCAACGCGGCCGUCAGCUCUAUCCUCCUCCCUGUCGUAUGCAGAACGGCAAUCGCGAGGGGCGUGCACCCGCUGUACUUCGCCAUUCCGGUGACCAUCGGCUGCUCUUUCUCCUUCAUGCUGCCUGCGGCCACUCCGCCUAACGCCAUUGUUUACGACCUCGGCAAUCUUCGUAUUCCCGACAUGGCGAAGCCGGGUCUCAUGAUGAACAUGCUGUGCUCCCUCGUCGAGACAGCCAUGAUACACGCCCUCGGUGUCUACGUCUUCGGGCUGCAGUCGUUUCCCGACUGGGCUAGGGAGAAGGAGUUCAUGACAGCAACUUCUUUGCUGAACGUCACCGACAUUCCCGUGGUGAAGUCUGCAUCAGCUGCACAGGGCUACACCGACGUGCUUUUCACCCUUGAAAAGCACGUGUAA
Messenger RNA from Rhipicephalus microplus (southern cattle tick), 902 nucleotides. RefSeq lists its product as uncharacterized. Gene Ontology annotation, cellular component: plasma membrane. Gene Ontology annotation, biological process: transmembrane transport; citrate transport; succinate transport. NCBI's taxonomy places the organism in Eukaryota, Metazoa, Arthropoda, Arachnida, Ixodida, Ixodidae. Gene Ontology annotation, molecular function: succinate transmembrane transporter activity; citrate transmembrane transporter activity. The record is from RefSeq and is a predicted model, not a curated record.